This is a messenger RNA of Arabis nemorensis, 324 nucleotides long. NCBI's taxonomy places the organism in Eukaryota, Viridiplantae, Streptophyta, Magnoliopsida, Brassicales, Brassicaceae. The record is from the annotation of a GenBank genome assembly.
AUGCUGAGGUCGUCGGCUCGCGAGGGUCUGUGGUCGUCGGCUCGUGAGGGUUGGGUUGAUGGUUCUGCAAUCUCUCCUCUUCUCUCGGAGCUUUGGUUUCUAGCCGGAGCUUUCCCAUCUCGUGGAGUAUCGUGCGGAGUUCCAGAGACCAAGGUCUUUGGGGUUUGGUCUCUCUACUUCUCACCGUUGAGUCUCUUCUCUCUGGUAUUCCUUUUCUCUGAUCUUUGUAUAAAGGUUGGUCAGGUUGGGUCUCAGACCGUUGUAUCGGACUGGUUUGGUAUGAGUUGGGCUUUGACCUUUGUUGGGUGUCCUUGCUACUUCUGA